This is a messenger RNA of Akanthomyces muscarius, 774 nucleotides long. RefSeq lists its product as uncharacterized. Gene Ontology annotation, biological process: poly(A)-dependent snoRNA 3'-end processing; U4 snRNA 3'-end processing; nuclear mRNA surveillance. The coding region runs from base 1 to 774 and encodes 257 amino acids. The record is from RefSeq and is a predicted model, not a curated record. Lineage: Eukaryota; Fungi; Ascomycota; Sordariomycetes; Hypocreales; Cordycipitaceae. The transcript has 3 exons. Gene Ontology annotation, cellular component: cytoplasmic exosome (RNase complex); nuclear exosome (RNase complex); nucleolus.
AUGGCACCAAUUGCCGAACCAAGGGCCGAGCUGGCACCGCUGCCCAAGGCAGAUGGCUCAGCGACAUACUCGUACAGCGGCUACACGGUGACGAGCGCCGUCAACGGACCGAUCGAGGCCCAACGGCGCGAUGAGAAUCCGUUUGAGGCCCUCAUCGACGUCAACAUCCGCCCUGCGGCAGGUGUAGGAGGCACGGCGGAGAGGCACCUAGAGUCUAUUCUGCAGCGAGCGCUGCGGCAGCUCAUCCCCAUCAGAAACUUUCCGCGGUCCGUGAUCCAAAUAACGCUACAAGUCACGGAGACGCCUGAAAAUGCCUACGCAAACACCAAGGUGAUUCAGGCCCAGCUGAACCUGGCCAUUAUCCCCGCGCUGCUGCACGCCGCCAUCCUCGGCCUGCUCACGGCGGCGAUUCCCCUCAAGACGAUCGCCACGGCCGUCACGCUCGCCAUUCCCGCCGCGGACAGCGGUAGCAGCGGCAUCGUGGUGGACCCCAGCACGCGCGAGGCCGACACGGCCAAGUCGCUGCAUGUCCUGGGCUACACGUCCGGCGAAGACGAGCUGCUGCUGGCGGAGAGCCAGGGCGCCUUCACCGUGGACGAGUGGGAGACGGUGCUGCGGACGGGCCAGGACGUGUGCUGCCGGGCGGCGCAGUGGGGGCUCGAGGAGGAGGACACGGCCAUGACGGGCAGCGGGGGGCUCGAGUCGGCGAGCAUCCGGGCGUUUAUCCGGUCGGUCAUGGAGACCAAGAUUGCGGCCGAUAAUUCAUGGAAAUGA